Raphanus sativus (radish) is the source of this 4684-nucleotide messenger RNA. RefSeq names its product ABC transporter D family member 1. Gene Ontology annotation, biological process: long-chain fatty acid import into peroxisome; very long-chain fatty acid catabolic process; fatty acid beta-oxidation. NCBI's taxonomy places the organism in Eukaryota, Viridiplantae, Streptophyta, Magnoliopsida, Brassicales, Brassicaceae. Gene Ontology annotation, molecular function: ATP hydrolysis activity; ABC-type transporter activity; ATP binding. Bases 324 to 4379 code for a protein of 1351 amino acids. The transcript is spliced from 26 exons. Gene Ontology annotation, cellular component: peroxisomal membrane. The record is from RefSeq and is a predicted model, not a curated record.
AUCAUCUUCUCAUCUUCCCAAGUUCCGCGGCUCGCUCGCUCUCUUUUUCCUCUCGAUUUGAGGAGUUCUGUUGCGGUAGACUGCUACGACGGAGUUUAAAAAAUCUUCUUCGGUUGUAAAGUUUCGAGAAGGCGAGCGAGCGAGCGAGCUAGUAGUUGCUGUUACGAUUUACGAUUACUCAGAAGAAGAAGAAGAAGAAGAGCGAUUUCGAUUCAUUAUUGUGUUACUUCUCGUCGUGGAGAAAUCUCUCAUUGCUGAGGGUGUUUAGUAGUGCACCUUGUUCUUGUUAUCAACAACAAGAACCUUAGUUUUGGUUUCCAGCCAUGCCUUCUCUCCAGCUAUUGCAGUUAACUGAGCGGGGUCGGAGUCUCGUUGCUUCAAGACGGAAAUCUAUACUGCUUGCGGCUGGGAUCGUAGCUGCUGGUGGAGCUUUUUACUUAAAAUCAAGGAUCAGCUCCCCUAGGCUUGAUUCUUCCCGUGGGCGGAGUGGUGGUGAUGGUGAAGCAUUGGAAAAGCGGAGAGGAAACAAUAAGAAUGCAAAGAAAGCCACACCAAAGAAGAAAGGAGGAGGAUUGAAGUCUCUUCAGGUUCUCACUGCUAUCCUCUUGUCUCAGAUGGGAAAAAUGGGCGCCAGGGAUCUUCUCGCACUACUCGCCACUGUGGUUUUCAGAACUGCUUUGAGCAAUAGAUUGGCGAAAGUUCAAGGUUUCCUAUUCCGUGCCGCUUUCUUAAGGCGUGCCCCACUGUUUCUACGUCUUAUCUCCGAGAAUAUUUUCUUGUGUUUCAUGCUAUCGACUACGCACGCUACGUCAAAGUACAUAACUGGGGCCUUGAGUUUGCGUUUCAGAAAGAUAUUGACGAAACUUAUCCAUUCACAUUACUUUGAGAAUAUGGUAUACUAUAAAAUAUCACAUGUGGAUGGUCGGAUUACGCACCCGGAGCAGCGAAUUGCCAGCGAUGUACCAAGAUUCUCCUCAGAGUUGAGCGAGCUUAUACAGGAUGAUUUGACAGCAGUUACUGAUGGGAUUUUGUAUGCAUGGCGCCUUUGUUCAUAUGCUAGUCCAAAAUACAUCUUCUGGAUACUGGCAUAUGUACUGGGAGCCGGUACUGCGAUAAGGACCUUUUCUCCUUCUUUUGGCAAAUUGAUGUCCAAAGAGCAGCAGUUGGAAGGGGAGUACCGACAACUUCAUUCACGCUUAAGGACUCACUCGGAAAGCAUAGCAUUCUAUGGUGGGGAAACCAGGGAAGAAUCUCAUAUACAACAAAAGUUCAAGAAUCUUGUUACUCAUAUGAGUGACGUCCUUCAUGAUCACUGGUGGUUUGGCAUGAUCCAAGAUUUUCUGCUGAAGUAUCUUGGUGCCACAGUUGCUGUUAUUCUGAUCAUCGAGCCAUUCUUCUCUGGGCAUCUAAGACCUGAUGACUCGACCUUAGGGAGAGCAGAGAUGCUAAGCAAUAUAAGAUAUCACACCAGUGUCAUUAUUUCUCUCUUUCAGGCGUUAGGAACACUUUCUAUAAGUUCCAGGCGGCUCAGCCGACUCAGUGGUUAUGCUGACCGAAUCCAUGAGUUGAUGGCUGUCUCGAGAGAACUCAGUGGUGAUGAUAAAACAUCUUUACAGAGAAAUAGAAGCAGAAAUUACCUUACUGAGGCUAGCUAUGUUGAGUUUUCGGGUGUCAAGGUUGUUACUCCAACGGGAAAUGUUUUGGUGGAGGAUCUCACCCUUCGAGUUGAGCAAGGAUCUAAUCUUCUUAUUACAGGUCCUAAUGGAAGUGGCAAGAGUUCCCUUUUCCGAGUACUAGGAGGUCUAUGGCCCCUGGUGUCUGGCCACAUUGUGAAGCCUGGAGUUGGUUCUGAUCUUAACAAAGAGAUCUUCUACGUGCCCCAACGGCCCUAUAUGGCAGUUGGAACACUUCGUGACCAGUUAAUAUAUCCUCUUACGUCUGAUCAAGAGACUGUACCGCUCACUGAGACUGGAAUGGUGGAGCUAUUGGAAAAUGUUGACCUAGAAUAUUUAUUGGAUCGCUACCGACCUGACAAGGAGGUUAAUUGGGGUGAUGAAUUAUCUCUUGGAGAGCAACAGAGAUUGGGAAUGGCCAGACUGUUCUACCACAAACCUAAAUUUGCAAUUCUUGAUGAGUGCACGAGUGCUGUGACAACUGAUAUGGAAGAACGUUUUGCUGCUAAGGUUCGAGCUAUGGGAACUUCUUGCAUAACAAUCUCCCAUCGUCCAGCCCUUGUUGCAUUCCAUGACGUUGUUCUGUCAUUAGAUGGAGAAGGGGGAUGGAGUGUUCACUACAAGAGGGACGACUCUGCACCUCUGACGGACGCUGGAGUUGAUUCAGCGAAAAUUUCAGAGAACGAUCGUCAAAAUGAUGCGAUGGUUGUUCAACGAGCGUUUGCUGCAGCUAGAAAGGAAUCUGCCACUACUAAUUCAAAGGCUCAGGCGUACUUGACACAGUCAAUUGCAAAAUCACCAGUUGUUGAUAAAAGUGUUGUGUUGCCUCGUUUUCCUCAACCUCGAACAUCGCCAAGGGCGUUGCCAUUAAGAGUAGCUGCAAUGUUAAACACAUUGAUACCCACUCUAUUUGACAAACAAGGAGGACAACUGCUUUUGGUUGCUUGCCUUGUCGUCUCAAGAACAUUAAUCUCUGACCGAAUAGCCUCUUUGAAUGGGACCACUGUGAAGUAUGUCUUGGAGCAAGAUAAAGCCGCAUUUGUUCGUUUGAUUGGUUUGAGUGUUAUCCAAAGUAGUGCAUCUGCUGUCAUUGCUCCUUCAUUAAAGCAUCUAACGCAGAGGCUAGCUUUAGGGUGGAGGAUUCGUUUGACUCAACAUCUGCUACGGAAUUACUUGAGAAAUAAUGCGUUUUACAAGGUUUUCCACAUGUCAGGCAAUACUAUUGACGCAGACCAGAGACUCACUCGUGACCUGGAAAAGUUAACCACUGACUUGUCUGGACUUCUUACUGGAAUGGUUAAGCCAUCGGUUGAUAUUCUGUGGUUCACCUGGAGGAUGAAGCUAUUGACUGGUCAAAGGGGAGUUGCCAUACUUUACACAUAUAUGUUACUUGGUCUGGGUUUCCUGAGACGUUUUGCUCCCGAUUUUGGUGAUCUAGCCGGUGAAGAACAGCAGCUUGAGGGGAAAUUUAGGUUUAUGCACGAGAGACUGAACACUCAUGCUGAAUCCAUUGCCUUCUUUGGAGGCGGAGCUCGAGAAAAAGCUGCAAGUGUCUUAAGUUCCUUUGCUAUAACUGUUGGAUUCUGGAUGGUUGACACAAAAUUCAGGGCACUACUGGACCACUCUCUCAUGCUCUUGAAGAAGAAAUGGGUGUAUGGCAUACUUGAUGAUUUCGUGACUAAGCAACUUCCCAAUAAUGUGACUUGGGGAUUGAGUUUGUUGUAUGCCCUAGAACACAAAGGAGACAGAGCACUUGUCUCCACUCAAGGUGAAUUGGCACAUGCAUUGCGGUAUCUAGCUUCUGUCGUGUCUCAAAGCUUUAUGGCGUUUGGUGAUAUUCUUGAACUACACAAGAAGUUCCUUGAGCUCUCUGGUGGUAUUAACAGAAUUUUUGAGCUCGAUGAGUUUUUGGAUGCUUCUCAGUCAGGUGUUACCUCAGAAAAUCACACAAGCCGCUUGGAUUCUCAAGAUCGAAUAUCCUUUUCAGAGGUGGAUAUCAUUACCCCUGCGCAGAAGUUAAUGGCUAGCCAGUUGUCAUGCGAAAUAGUUGCAGGGAAAAGCCUGCUCGUCACAGGACCAAAUGGUAGUGGAAAGACUUCAGUAUUUAGAGUGCUUAGAGAUAUAUGGCCAACUGUAUGUGGAAGACUUGCCAAACCAUCAUUGGAUAUCAAAGAACUUGGGUCAGGGAAUGGCAUAUUUUUUGUGCCGCAGCGACCAUAUACAUGCUUAGGGACGCUGAGAGAUCAGAUUAUAUACCCUCUAUCUAAAGACGAAGCAGAGAAAAGAGCCGCUAAGUUGUACUACACCAAUAAUGGAGAAAGCUCAACUGAGGCUGGAAGCGUUCUGGACGUUCAUCUGAAAACCAUCCUGGAGAAUGUUCGGUUAGUAUAUCUUUUGGAAAGAGAUGAAAGUGGUUGGGAUGCUACAACCAACUGGGAAGACAUAUUAUCUCUUGGAGAGCAACAGAGGCUUGGCAUGGCACGUUUAUUUUUUCACAGACCGAAGUUUGGAAUCCUAGAUGAAUGCACCAACGCGACGAGUGUUGAUGUUGAGGAACAGCUCUACAGGGUUGCGAAAGACAUGGGAGUUACUUUCAUAACCUCAUCACAGCGUCCGGCAUUGAUACCGUUCCACUCAUUGGAGCUAAGGCUGAUUGAUGGAGAAGGAAACUGGGAGCUACGUUCUAUCGAACAGACGACAGAGUAAAAACUCACCAAGACACUUAAGAGAAGGUUCUGUAUACACUAGUCUACUAAUAAUAGGAAUCCCAAUUAAUUACAAAGGUUGUGUGUUUUUUAUAGGGAUCACAAUUUUUGUUAAAAGUUGUGUUUGCUCAUUAAGAUGUCUUUUUAUAAAAGGUCGUAUCUCUUCCUCGAUAAAAAUUGUGUUUGUUCAUUAUGGUAUUUUUUUUUAUUAAAGGUUGUGUCUCUUAUUUGUUUGUAUUUUUUCAUUAAUCCAAUUAAUUCAAAAGAUUGUGACUAUUCGAAUAAAUAUAUUUACAAAUGACUACU